CAACUAACCUAACUUUGUUUUGUUGAAGUUUGAUUUUUGAGCAGAGUUUUUCAAUAUUUACGAUAAAAUAUUUCUUUUUGGCCAAGGAUACAUUAUAAUUAAAAAAUGUCCUUAGCAGACGAACUUCUCGCUGAUUUGGAGGAAAAUGAUCAUGAAGAUGAAGAAGAAGCAGACCAGGAAAUGGAAACACAAGAGAUUGAGGAAAAAGAGGAAAAGCCUGAUAUUAAACAAUUUCAAAUGGAAAUAGACACAACUCAGAUUAAUUCUAUUAGAGAUCUGUGUAAACUUAGAUAUUCAGAGAAGUUGCUCAGUGUAAUGAAGCAAAUAGAGAAUUAUGGUUCAAAAGUUAGGAAGGCCACAGAAAUUAUAGGACCUGUCGAAGCUGAUUCUGAAUAUCAAUUAAUUGUAGAGGCCAAUGAUAUUGCUCAGGAUGUUGACAGUGAAGUGGUGACUAUUCAUAAAUUUGUGAAAGACAAAUAUCAGAAAAGGUUUCCAGAGUUAGAUUCUUUAGUUGUAAGUCCUUUAGAAUAUGUUAAAACUGUGAAGGAACUAGGAAAUGAUUUAGAUCAAGCAAAAAACAAUGAAGUAUUACAGCAGUUUCUGACACAGGCUACUAUUAUGGUGGUUUCCGUAACAGCUUCUACUACACAAGGAACAUUCCUCACAAAAUAUGAAAAGGAGCAAAUUGAUGAGGCCUGUGACAUGGCAAUUGAACUAAAUAAUUUUAAAUUGAGAAUAUACGAAUAUGUUGAAAGCAGAAUGACUUUUAUAGCUCCAAAUAUGACAGUUAUAUUAGGUGCUUCAAUUGCAGCAAAACUUAUGGGUGUCGCAGGUGGGUUAACAAGAUUAUCUAAGAGUCCCGCUUGUAAUGUUUUAUUGCUCGGUCAACAGAAAAAGACCUUGUCUGGUUUCAGCCAAGUUAACAUGUUACCUCACACAGGAUUUGUCUAUUACUGUGACAUUGUUCAAAAUACACCACCGGAUCUAAGAAGGAAAGCUGCUAGAUUGGUAGCCACAAAAUGUACUUUAGCAGCGAGAGUAGAUGCAUCUCAUGAAAGCUCGGAUGGAAGGAUAGGGAGAAUGUUAAGGGAUGAAAUUGAGAGAAAACUGGAUAAACUUCAAGAACCUCCACCAGUUAAGUUCAUUAAACCCUUGCCGAAGCCCAUUGACCAGCCCAAGAAGAAAAGGGGUGGAAAAAGAGUUCGGAAAAUGAAAGAAAGAUAUGCAUUGACUGAAUUUCGAAAACAUGCUAACAGAAUGAACUUUGCUGAGAUUGAGGAUGAUGCUUACCAGGAGGAUUUAGGAUACACUAGGGGUACUAUUGGUAAAGCUGGAACAGGAAGAAUAAGAUUGCCGCAAGUAGAUGAAAAAACUAAAGUUAGAAUAUCUAAAACGUUGCAAAAGAACAUGCAAAAACAGCAGAUUUGGGGAGGAAGCACUACAGUGAAAAAACAAAUAUCUGGUACUGCUUCAAGUGUGGCAUUCACGCCUUUACAGGGUCUUGAAAUUGUUAACCCUCAAGCAGCAGAAACCAAUGUUAAUGAAGCCAAUGCAAAAUACUUUUCAAACACAUCAGGAUUUAUUAAUUUGAAAAAAUAAACUUAUUGAAGAAAAGAAUACAUAAUCAGUAUUUAAAUUGUUUAUUAAUAUGUAACAAAAAAGUCUUGGGCUAACUUAUGUGUACAAUAAACACAACUGAUUAAA
Molecule: messenger RNA, 1704 nt
Organism: Sitophilus oryzae (rice weevil)
Lineage: Eukaryota; Metazoa; Arthropoda; Insecta; Coleoptera; Curculionidae
Gene: Prp31
Product: U4/U6 small nuclear ribonucleoprotein Prp31
Exons: 7
Coding region: 106-1599 (497 amino acids)
Biological process (GO): mRNA splicing, via spliceosome; spliceosomal tri-snRNP complex assembly
Cellular component (GO): U4/U6 x U5 tri-snRNP complex; precatalytic spliceosome; U4 snRNP
Source: RefSeq, a predicted model, not a curated record